AUGUCGCCACCUUUUGCGACGCGGCCCUCGCAGGUCAUCGGGGGAACGCACGUGGCUACCGAGCUGGACGAUCACACCUCACACAUGGACUCGCUACUUGGGGAUCCGUACGCCGAUGCGGACGCCGAGUCUCUCCGAUCGUCCCGGCACCCGGACCCGGACAUGGAAUCAAUACGCUCCCUUCAUUCUCGGGCCUCUCAUGUGGACUCACUCCUCACCCGUCCGCUCAUCCUGGACCAAACAAAGAGAAUGCCGCCUCCAGGACCCAAUAAGCUGCAUCGCCGUCGGAACCAGUACCCCCACUUCGACAACAGGACCGUCACGAUUCCGGAGUCCACAUCAUCACACCACGAAAACUCGGGCCAACAACAGGAAACACACCAUCAGUCACAGCAUCAGUCGCAAUCUAAACCGGACAUAACGCGGUCAAAAUCAACAAGAGACCGCCAAGCCACGGCGGACAACCAGCAAGGGCAAAGCCACAGGAGGGCGAAGUCAUACACCCUGGCCGGCGGGCCCUCAUCGUGGCUGCUGAGCAACUCCCUGGUCGACGUGAGGCGGUCUGGGUCGUUGACAGGCGAGAGACGGGAGAUACGCAAGCUGCAGAAGGACCACCCUGCCGGGUCCGCGAGGCCGAGCCUUGCAUUGGAGAUCGGCGACGGCGACGGCGGCAGUCCGCCGACGGACGGCGGGGAGAGGGGCUCGGGGCUGGGUGUGAGGAGGAAGAUGGGGCGGUUGAGAGGUCUUUACCGCAAGUAG
Diaporthe citri is the source of this 759-nucleotide messenger RNA. RefSeq lists its product as uncharacterized. Lineage: Eukaryota; Fungi; Ascomycota; Sordariomycetes; Diaporthales; Diaporthaceae. The record is from RefSeq and is a predicted model, not a curated record. Bases 1 to 759 code for a protein of 252 amino acids. The transcript has a single exon.